AUGGAGAUUACAUUGACAGUGCUAAUAAUCCUCUCUCUCUUAAUCUCCACAACCUCCGGAAAAUUCAAUCUUACGCACCGAUCACCGGGCCAGAACUUAUGCACUGAGGUCAUCCAACCCGUCGGUUACCCUUGCACCGAACGCACCAUACAAACGAAGGAUGGUUACUUACUAGCACUUGACCGUGUUUCAUCACGUAAUGGGAAUCCAGGGAUGCAACGUGGCCCUCCUGUUUUGCUUGUACAUGGAAUCUUUAUGGCAGGUGAGGCGUGGCUUUUGAACUCUCCAGAAACGUCAUUACUCUCCAUCCUUGCAGAUCAAGGCUUUGAUGUGUGGAUUGGAAAUGUACGUGGGACAUUUUGGAGCUAUGGGCAUGUAUCUUUGUCAGAGAAAGACAAGGAAUUUUGGGACUGGACCUGGCAAGAAUUGGCUUUAUAUGACCUUUCAGAAAUGAUACACCACAUAUAUUCAACAACGAACUCCAAAAUUCUAAUUGUUGGACAUUCUCAGGGGUCAAUGAUGAGUCUAGCUGCUCUUACUCAGCCAAAUAUAGUGGAAAUGGUGGAAGCAGCUGCUUUUUUGUGUCCAAUUUCAUACCUGAAACAUUUCAGUGCUCCACUUGCAACUAAAUUGGUUAGCAUACAUCUAGAUGAGAUUGUUCUGGCCAUGGGCAUACAUCAAUUGAACAUAAGAAGCGAAACAUUCACUAAACUUUUGAAUUCCAUAUGUGACGGUCAUGUAGAUUGCAAAAACUUGCUAAGUUCAGUAAUAGGGAAGAAUUGUUGCCUUAAUAGCUCAAGUAUAGUCAAACUUUAUACGUAUGAACCUCACCCAACAUCUGCAAAAAAUAUGGCUCAUCUUUGCCAGAUGAUUCGUCAGGGUACUUUUUCCAAAUAUGAUUAUGGAAGAUCUGAAAACCUGAAGCUAUAUGGUCAGGAGAAACCUCCAGAAUUUGAUCUUAGUUUAAUUCCCAAGUCAUUUCCAUUAUGGAUGGGCUAUGGGGGUUAUGAUGCUGUAGCAAACGUGACAGAUGUGGAGAACACUAUUAAGAAGUUUCAGACCAAACCUGAGUUGCUUUAUAUAGAGAACUAUGGUCAUAUAGAUUUCCUCAUGAGUGGACAUGUAAAGGAAGAUGUUUACAACCAUAUGAUUGGAUUUUUCAGGUCACUGGGAAAGUCUAGAACUUGAAUUUCACUGGGAAAGUCUAGGACUUGAAUUGGCUACCUGCAAUCUUA
Hevea brasiliensis (rubber tree) is the source of this 1235-nucleotide messenger RNA. Its product is annotated as triacylglycerol lipase 1-like. The record is from RefSeq and is a predicted model, not a curated record. Lineage: Eukaryota; Viridiplantae; Streptophyta; Magnoliopsida; Malpighiales; Euphorbiaceae. Gene Ontology annotation, molecular function: hydrolase activity, acting on ester bonds. Gene Ontology annotation, biological process: lipid metabolic process. The transcript is spliced from 9 exons. The coding region runs from base 1 to 1188 and encodes 395 amino acids.